Molecule: messenger RNA, 1152 nt
Organism: Leptonychotes weddellii (Weddell seal)
Lineage: Eukaryota; Metazoa; Chordata; Mammalia; Carnivora; Phocidae
Source: RefSeq, a predicted model, not a curated record
AUGGCUCACAAGAAAACACUGCCCGUGGGGGACUGUAUCACCGAUGAAGUUGUGGAUGUGCUGGGGGCCAGAGCCGUGUUUUCUCCCGUCGGCCUUGCCCACGUGCUCCUGCUGCCAGCGUUGUGUAUUUCCUGGGGGCCAGAAUCAAAGGUGCAGGGGCUCCCUCUGCCCCUCAUAGUCAGCCUCACUGUUGCCCUCCCCGCCCCGCCAGGGAACUGCUCCUUCUUUUCUUCCUCUUCUCGCUCUGCCUGCUGCCGAGUUAGUGACCCGCUCCCGCAGUGGGAAGGCCGCUCAAAUGCCCACGUCAGAGGAGAUUACCAAAGAAUCGGAGAUGUCCUGCUGAAGAACAUUCAGGGCAUGAAGCAACUGGCGGCUCACCUGUGGAAGCACAGCGAAGCUCUGGAGGCGCUGGAGACGGGCAUCAGGGGCUCGCGGCGGCUGGAGAACUUGUGCCGAGACUUCGAGCUGCAGAAGGUGUGCUACCUGCCGCUCAACACCUUCCUCCUGCGCCCGCUGCACCGGCUCAUGCACUACAAGCAGGUCCUGGAGCGACUGUGCAAGCACCACCCGCCCCACCACGCCGACUUCCGGGACUGCCGGGCUGCUUUAGCAGAGAUUACUGAGAUGGUGGCACAGCUUCACGGUACGAUGAUCAAGAUGGAGAAUUUCCAGAAGUUGCACGAACUCAAGAAAGACUUGAUUGGCAUCGACAAUCUCGUGAUUCCAGGAAGGGAAUUCAUUCGCCUGGGCAGCCUCAGCAAGCUCUCCGGCAAGGGGCUCCAGCAGCGCAUGUUUUUCCUGUUCAACGACGUCUUGCUGUACACGAGCAGGGGGCUGACGGCCUCGAAUCAGUUUAAAGUCCAUGGACAGCUCCCGCUGUAUGGCAUGACCAUCGAGGAAAGCGAGGACGAGUGGGGUGUACCCCACUGCCUAACCCUCCGGGGCCAGCGACAGUCCAUCGUCGUGGCGGCCAGCUGCAGGUCCGAGAUGGAGAAGUGGGUUGAGGAUAUCCAAAUGGCCAUUGAUUUGGCAGAGAAAAGCAGUGGCCCCACUCCCGAAUUCCUCGCCAGCAGCCCCCCUGACAACAGUAAGUGGGCGGGCAGCCGUUCUGGUGCCGCCGGGCUCGCUGCGCCGGGAGCUGGCCAUGCUUAG